Messenger RNA from Telopea speciosissima, 1236 nucleotides. RefSeq names its product exopolygalacturonase-like. Lineage: Eukaryota; Viridiplantae; Streptophyta; Magnoliopsida; Proteales; Proteaceae. The transcript is spliced from 4 exons. Gene Ontology annotation, biological process: carbohydrate metabolic process. Gene Ontology annotation, molecular function: polygalacturonase activity. The record is from RefSeq and is a predicted model, not a curated record. Bases 1 to 1236 code for a protein of 411 amino acids.
AUGGGAGGUCAAUCGAACGGCACCCCCGAGCUGGGAAUUGUGUACAUCGCAUUGACAUGCACAUAUGAUGGACAUGCAAUGCACAUGCGAUCAUUUACUGUUGAAGCUUUAUCAAGUAGACCUUUCUUCAAUGUGAUUAACUAUGGUGCUAAGGCUGACGGCAGAACAGAUAUCAGCCAGGCUCUCACAAAUGCUUGGAAAGAUGGGUGUGCUUCAAAUGUAGGCUCUACAGUUCUAAUCCCUAAAGGGACUUAUUUUUUGGGUCCGGUUCUUUUGGUUGGACCAUGCCGGAAUCAAAUUGAGCUUCGGGUUGAAGGCACAGUGGUGGCUCCGAUGGAUCCCGCCGCCUUCAAAAGCGUUAAUUGGGUUGGUUUCCGGUACAUCAAUGGCUUGACGAUCUCUGGUGGAGGAACAUUUGAUGGCAAGGGACAGAUUGCUUGGACUAAAAAUGAUUGUCAUCUAAACUCACAUUGCCAACAAUACCCUGUUAACUUGAGAUUUGACUUCCUCAACAACACAUUGGUGAAGGACAUAACUUCCUUGAACAGUAAAAAUUUCCACAUGAAUGUUUAUUCAUGUCAAGGUAUGACAAUGCAAAACCUUAAGAUUAUAGCACCAGGGAACAGUCCCAAUACAGAUGGAAUUCACAUCGGAGUCUCGUCUUUCAUUACUAUUACGCAUUCAGUGAUUGGUACCGGCGAUGAUUGUAUCUCCCUUGGUCCAGGAAGCCGCAACAUAACCAUAACCAAUGUGUUCUGUGGACCAGGACAUGGCAUUAGUGUUGGUAGUUUAGGUAAGUACCCAAAUGAAGAAGAUGUUGUAGGAAUCACAGUAAGGGAUUGUAUCUUAAGUGGAACUUCAAAUGGUGUUAGGAUUAAGACAUGGCCUUCUUCUCCUCCUGGUCUUGCUUCUGAUCUUACUUUUGAGAACAUUAUAAUGAAAAAUGUUUACAAUCCAGUGGUAGUAGAUCAAGAGUAUUGCCCUUAUUCGAAAUGUGAUAAGAAAGGACCAUCACUUGUUAAGUUGAAAAAUAUUAAGCUCAAGAACAUCAGAGGGACAUCAUCUUCAAAUGUUGUGGCAAAUAUUGUGGGUAGCAGAGUUGUGCCAUGUGAAUUGGAGAUUGGAGAUAUCAAUUUGUUGUAUUAUGGAAAGGAUGGAAGUGGUGCUACAUCAAUAUGUUCUAAUGCCAAGGUUGUUCUUUCUGGUAGGCAAAACCCUCCUACUUGUAAGUUUUAG